Chondrus crispus (carragheen) is the source of this 3114-nucleotide messenger RNA. RefSeq lists its product as hypothetical. Bases 1 to 3114 code for a protein of 1037 amino acids. Gene Ontology annotation, cellular component: trans-Golgi network. The transcript has a single exon. The record is from RefSeq and is a predicted model, not a curated record. NCBI's taxonomy places the organism in Eukaryota, Rhodophyta, Florideophyceae, Gigartinales, Gigartinaceae.
AUGGGGAGCCCAGGAGAAGCUAUUGCGAAAUACAAUUCGGCAAUUGAAAAAGCAAAAGCAAACAGCGACCGGCUGUGGCUUGCGGGUGCGAUGGAGGGAUGGUCAGCAGCCCAUGUGCUGAAUCAUGUAGGUUCGGGGGGAUCGGUGAGUGAUCCGUUGCUCUCUGAUCGGCUCAUCGAACACUACACUGAGAUCUACAAGCUCUACCAAAAGAAGCGGGUCGCAGAGCCAGAGGCAGCAGCAGCACUGAGACUAGCGGAGUUUCUGGGUCGAUGGACUAAUCGAAGAAAAGAUGCUCUUGAUGCAGCAGGGCACGCUGCCACUGUCGGUGAGGGGUUGAGGCUACAAAAACGAGCUGUUUUAUGGCAAGCAUUGGCCAGGUUCAGCGAUUGGAUGGGUUGCCGGAGAAAGGCCGCGCUGUAUCUAUAUCGACUUGGACAUCUCAAUGCGUCACAAUCGAUCUGGUCCUCUGCAGUCACGUUGAUGAUUGCAUCUGAGCGACAGCUUACGAAAGGUGCAAAAAAACCAUGGGCAAGCUUAAAUCGUCGGGUACUGCUGACCGCUGCGCAGCACGCUGAGGAAGCAGGAGAUUUGCACACAACAGCUCGGUUACGAGUAGAGGCCCUGGUCGUUGCCCCGCAAGGGACCACGGAAAGAUCGGAGGACGAUAAGAAGCUCCUUGAAGCACUUAGCACUGUGCAAGUGCCAGCGCAUUUGCCAGCCGCUACUCAUGUUGUUCGCCUUGGUGAUAUCUCCGCACUUCAACUUCAAGGCCUAACCAUACGGGCUCGCAAAGCGGAGUCUGGCGUAAGUGAGUCUACGCCUAUUUCCAAAGAUGGACCGUUCAUAUAUAAUCCAUUCGAGGCCAAGAAACGCGCAAAAGCGGAGGCUGUUGCCAGACGUGCUGUGACAUGGGUACGCGGUGAACCCGCACAAGUAGGGGUUCGUCUCCUCAACCAAAUUUGCGCGGAUUUGGUCGUUGACGUUAUUGCUGUGAUUUUGGUUUCUGCCCCCUCUACUCGAGACGGCGAGAUGGAAAAGUCUACAGUUGAGUGUUCCCUAGAUAGCGUUGAGGGUAGCAGUAGCACGCAGGACCCUAGCAACGAAAGUGCAGCCCACAGACGGCGGGUCCGAACUGCUUUAAGGAAAACAAGCAAAAUUGCAAAGAGUGUCCAAGAGUCUUUUGUUCUGCCGUCCAAAGGCUCGCAGUCUGGAAAUUUGAAGAAGAUCACUGUUAUUCCAAAGCGCUCCGGACCUCUACACGUCGACGGGCUCCUUAUACGUCUUUUCAAGGGAGCACUUGUGGUCUUGCGGAAAGAAAGAGACCAGGAGGCGCCUCCAGUGAACGUUGUUGCUAGCCUCCCGCAAAUACGAUUGAGUAGCUACAGCGUAGACGGAGGAACAUUGCAAAACAUUUCGAGUCAGGCCCCUCUUACUGUUUAUCGGGGGGAGCGCAGGCGUUUCCGCAUGGAUAUUGAAAAGACUGGGAACGAACCGAUCACAUGGAUGCGAGUCAAAGUGCUUUCAAGCGACCCGGAAGCAUUAGAAAUAUCCGGGAAUGAUUUCGAGUCCGAAGGCAUAUUAGACGGGCUCGAGAGUCAAGGGGCGUCCAAAUCUUUUUCAGUACAAGUGCUAGGUAAACGAGGGUCGCUCAAGGCCAAGGGAUCUUUCCCUUACGAUGAGGGAAGCUCGAGCUCAAGAUCGGCUGUUGUCUCAGUGAAUGUCGAGUAUGAAGGUUCGGAAUCGUCAGGAAUGGUUCGAGAAUCUAAAGCAUACGUGAAGAUGGCGGUACUCACAGCAAUAGAAGUUCACAGAAUUAAUGUAUGCAACUACAGACGUGAUUGCAGUGAACUCCGAGCAAAUGGACCGCCCGAGCUGUCAAUGUACGUGGAGGUAAGGAAUUACGUUUCUGCGCCGGCCACUGUGAGUUUAGCGCCAUUUGAUCGAUUGUGCCCCCAAAGCAGUGGAAGCCCCUCAAGACGUGGGAAGGGAAUGGGGACUUUCGCCGAUCAAGAAUGCCUCGUCGAAGAUGGAGCAUCAGCGCGACUAAUAUGUAACUUAGCAGUGGAGAGCAUCAAACCUUUGUUGGUGAAACUCCGAGGCUCAAGGCCCUCAGAGUCCGCAGAGAGAACACCCUUUUGUAUUCGAUGGAAUUAUUCGGCUCUUGGCCGGCACGGUUUUGUGACUAUAGAUAUGAAAGAAUUGUCAGAAGCAGUCGCACGCUGUGGCACCCACGGUUUGAACCAGCAUGGUCCUGUUGCAGAUUUACCGAGUUGUAUUCCCUGCGUAGCUCAAACUGAAAUUGCCAUUAGCGUGGAAAGUCAUUCCAAUGAGGCUCUCACAGCAAAUACUCACGCUCGCGGAAGCGCGGUUCCUGGAAAGGCUUUUUGCCAAACGAAAAUUCACGUUUGGAACAAAGGUGACACAAAGUUGCCACUUCAGUCCGUGUUGGACAUUGGUGUUGUGCAAAACGAUGGUCACGGGGAUGUCCAGGAGGCAAGUAGGGUAAUCGUGGUGGGAGCCACCGAAAGAGUAUUUAUUGGCGCAUUGGCAUCCCGAUCAGGAAGUUUUGAACACACACUUCGAGUACGAGUGCCUUCCAUUGGAACAUAUCAGAUCCGGGCGAUUCUUUAUGACGAUGCCUUACAGAAGCGAGGAGGGAAGAGUCCCAUUUCCUUUUUCACAAGUAAACGCCAAGACUUUCUUGUAAUGCCAGGGAAGACCACACGCACUGAGUCGCAUUUGUCGAAAACAGCGUCACUAGGCAUCGUCUUGGCGUCAGAUAAUAAUACAGCUACGCGGGACCCGCUGUCUCAAAUGUCACGAAACAACGAAACAGGCCCAAGUGGACGAGAUUUGAACCCAUCAGGUUCUUUUUCUCGCAGCCCAAAGAAUUCAAGCGGUUUGAAAAAAGUGGCGCCCUCAAGAUCAGCACUCACAGCUGAAGGGAAGAUUGCACCCAUCAUCAUUCAGCCAAAAACGGUUGAUACCUAUCCUACGAUUUCCCCGCAGCGCCGGCCCUUUGUCUUGGGAUUCUGUUCUAUGUCUUUAACAGGUGUGCAAGAAACAUCUGCGAUCGGCCGAAACGAGGAUUUCGUCUCUUCGCCGUUAUAG